This is a messenger RNA of Pocillopora damicornis (cauliflower coral), 3733 nucleotides long. Its product is annotated as nuclear exosome regulator NRDE2. The record is from RefSeq and is a predicted model, not a curated record. Gene Ontology annotation, cellular component: catalytic step 2 spliceosome. Lineage: Eukaryota; Metazoa; Cnidaria; Anthozoa; Scleractinia; Pocilloporidae. Gene Ontology annotation, biological process: regulatory ncRNA-mediated heterochromatin formation; negative regulation of RNA catabolic process. Gene Ontology annotation, molecular function: protein binding.
AUGGCGGAUGAUAGUGAGUUGACUUCAACGCUCACAUACCCUACAAAAAAGACUUUAUUUCCAAUACAACGAUCUGAACUAAAUUCAGAUGGGGCUUCCCAUGGCCUCCUUUUCCCUUGUGUUUCAGGGAAAGAAGUAGCUGAAGAUGGUGUCAAAGGUGUAAAUCAACCAAAUUGGCUUCGAAAUGAAAGCUACAAAGCCGUCAUUGAGCAUCGAAAUACUUUUACGGAGCAACAUGAGCCUGCAGACCAAGGGGGCAAACGUGUACAUUCAGACAUUUCUAGUUCAGAUGACGAAGGGGGACUCCAUUCCAGCAAGGAAAUAAAAGUAGAAGGUUCUGAUAUUGACCAUAAAGAACGAAAGCACCACAAGGACAAGAGGAAACACAAACAUAAAAAGAAACGAAAACAUAGACAUGAAAAAUCAGGGCCUAAAGAGUGUAUUAAUGAAGAUGCAAGCAAACCUGAUACAAUUUGGAUCGAAGAAGCUCAACUUGUCCCUGAGAAAGCCUUUAGACUUCACAAAAAACCUGAUAUGGCCAAUCGAAUGUAUGACACACUCUAUAGGUUAGAUAUUGCUUUGUAUAAAUUGAAGUCAAAUGCGACUUGUCUUGGUCUUGGUAAACAUCAAGUUGUUGAGCUGUCUGUAAAGAAAGGUAAGAAAAAGAGGAAGCGGGAUCAGAUGGUAAGAUAUUGGAGUAUAAAGGACUUCCAGGUACCAGAGAACACUGACAACAUUUCUGUGAUGUUGCAAAGUGCUGUGGAUAUGUCAAGCCAGAGAGUUGACUUGGGUGAUGGUAGAAGUUAUAUAUCCCUCAAGUUACCUGGUGAAGGUGAUGUAAGCCAAAGGGAAAGCAGUCACACUUCUUCACAAGAGGCAUCAGUGGCUGAUAGAGAUUCUAGAGAAUCUGAAGUCUUGCAAAAGACUGGAGAACUAAACAAGAUCUUGCGUGACAAACCACAUGACAUUCAAACAUGGCUAUCUCUUGUUGAUCUUCAAGAAGAGGUUGUAAGACAAGAAGACUCAGUAAAAUCAAGUUUCACAGCAACUGGUAGAGAAAGGAGAAAAGCUUCCACUAGAACCAUAAUUGAAAAGAAAAUUGCUGUCCUUGAAAAAGCUUUGCAAAAAAAUCCAAACUCAGUUGAACUGAUAGUUGGUCAUUUAAAUCUGUGUAACGAGAUCUUGGAUACUGAGGAAUUGGUUCAGAAAUGGAAGAAAGUCAGUUUUGUUCACCCAAACAAUACUCUGUUAUGGAAAAACUAUAUACUUUUUAUGCAAUCCAGAUUCUCAGUGUUCUCAUUUAGUAAGACAGCAGCAGUGUAUGGUAAAUGUUUAAGUACAUUGUCAUCUAUAAAGGAGGGAACUUUUGCAUCACACCAGGCUGAAGGUGACUUGGAGAGUGAAAUGGUGGACUUGUUUAUCAGGGAAUGCCAAUUUACAAAGCAGUCAGGACACAUAGAAAAGGCUGUAGCCUGCCUGCAGGCCAUGGUGGAACUGAAUUGUUUUUGUUCACCAGAAUUGGAAAGGAACACCCCCAUUACUGGGCAGAUGGCGUUUUUGGAGACAUUUUGGGACAGUGGACAGCCAAGGUUUGGGGAAGAUGGUGCAAGUGGUUGGAAGUCAUGGUUGGCUCAAGGAAAUAGCACUGAUUCAUCUAAAGUGACAUUUAUUGAUGUCAAGAAGACUUUCAGGGAAAGCUCUGGUAAAGCAGUAGAUGAGAGUGAUUCUCAUAAUGAUAAUGAUGAUGACUUCACCAUUGAUAAAGAGCAGCCUCUGUGGAGAAGUUGGCUUCAAAUUGAAUUAAACAGGCAAAGGAGACAUUUGUGUCCAUGGGAACCAGAUAAGGAAGCAGGGGAAACAGAGGAGGACUGUGAUGAUGCUGAGAGACUUGUUUUGUUUGACGACUUUAGUUCAAGUUUGUUCAAAAUUUCUGAUCCUGGGAACAGGCUGAAGCUUGUGUUAACUUUCUUAAAUCUGCUUGGAGUAUUGGUACCUUGCAUAACCUCAUCAACAAACACUGAUGUACAUCAAUUCUUGAACACUUCUAUAGAGCACAAGUCACAAUUACUAGAAACUGGAAGACCUGCCAUUUCUCAUUGCCUUGGUUUGUGGCAGUCAUGCUAUUGGGAUGAGGUCACCUUUACUAAUACAAGUGACCUUCAGUGGCCAUCUUCAGAGGCUUUGAAUCUUAUAAGGAACAUCUUUGUACAAAGUUUGCCAGUAUUUGAAGGGCCAACAAGGAGCUUCUUAAUGGUAUUGUGGCUCUGGUUUGAGUUUGGUCUAACUCAGAAAGAGCCAUUGUCAAAACAAAGUAAAAAGAGGUACAAAGAUGUCAGAAAAUUGGCUAAGAGCCUUCUGAAACAACCAGAAAGCAGAAAUGAUCUGAAGCUGUGGCAAGCUUUUGCAGAGAUAGAGUGGUUAUCAGGCAACAAAGAAGAAGCCCGCAGAGUGUUUGACUCCACUCUUUUGAUGGCAGGUGAAAUGUUUCCUGAGGAACAGAGCAGAAGGAUGGCUUUAGUACCUCUUGUCAGGUCCUAUGUUGAGCUUGAAGUUGGCAUCACAUUGAACUCAAAAGAAGACCAGUCAAGUGAAGGAAGCAAGAAAGCAUUACAGAUCUUGACCUCAUUUGCAGAAGGAGCAAGGAUCAAAAUGUCUGCGUCUGAUGUGUCAACUUCAGAUCUAUCUUCUGUUCAACUACUGAAAGCUCGCAGAAUCUACCAGAAGUUGCGGCAAAACAUCUUAGAAACAACUGGACCCCAAGGCAGCAAUGAGUUAUUGGCUGAGCAAAGUAAAGCCACAGGAAGUGAUGUAGUGCAUUUAGAAGCUUGCAUCGCUUUGUUUGAGUACUUGAGCAGUGGUAUCCAAAGUUUGUUAUCCAUGUGUAAUGAAUUCAUUUCACUGAUAUCAUGUGGUGUAUCAAGCCCAUCUGGUCUUAGAGAGAUGGACAUUGAACUCAUCUUGACUUUUUAUGUCAAAUUGUUUAAAUUUCACAGCAAAUUGGGCCAAACUCUUCCACUGAAAGACAUACGACACAUUGCACUUUUUGGGCUGGAAAGGUUUCCGGAUAACCCCAAGUUCUUGUCUUUUUACAUUGAGAGAGAAUCAAAGUCUAUUCUCACUGGAGAAUUAAGAAGGACACUUGACAGAACCACCUUAAAAGCUGAGACACCAGUGCCUUGGAUUUUUGCGCUGUAUUAUGAGCAAUUGCGUGCAGAGUCCCUUGUCUCUGUCAUGGAAUGUACUGAUUCACCCUCUCUAGGUGCUGCAGCUGUGACGUCCCUUCCAGUUACAGGUGUGGUUCAUCGUCAGUAUGCACUGUUUGAAAGAGCAGUGAGCAGUUCCUCUGGAAGACAUUGUGUGGCUUUGUGGAGGAUGUACAUGGAAUUUGAGGCAAAACAUCAAAAGGAGAAGGUAAAGUCAGUGUUCUAUCAAGCCAUACAGAACUGUCCCUGGGCUAAGACUUUGUACAUGGAUGCCGCACAGCUUCUACCAGAUGAUUUGCAAGACAUAGUUGAUUUAAUGGUUGAGAAGGAAAUUAGAGUGCGUGCUCCACUCGAAGAGAUUGAGCUCCUCAUGCAAGAGUAAUGUGGGAUGGUUGAGUUUGAGUGCCACUGCUCUCUGUGACAACAGCUUGUGUUGCAUAAGCAUGCACACCAGAGUUUAUAUCCUGGUGCACCUGAACUGCAGCCAAGGACAGAGACCCAGGAAGAGCCUGCUGAGUUAUAUCACUUGC